UGGGUGACGGAGAAACACCCAGGGACAAACCCGGCCACCCCCAGGCCACCCCGCCCAGGCCCUGCUGUGGGGUGAUUUUUGCACAGGAACUCGAAGGUGUGAGCAUCACCCUGUGGUGUUUGCUGGUGACCACAGCCCAGCCCGAAAUAGACUCCCAGCCCCAGCACCACCGGUGCUCCCACGCCUUCCUCGGGUGUCACGGUGGCCAAAGGGGCUGCCAGGGGGAAUUUCCCCUCACCACUCGCCCUUUACGGAGAGAUCCAAGCGGUUUUUUCCACGGGAAAGGUCUGGAGCUGUCAUGGAAAGCCUGGCAGGGGUUGUUAUAAAUCACACAGGGCUGCAGGCAGCUCCUGGUAGAAUCAGAGCCUCAGGUGGGACAUGAAGAUCUCCUUGGCCCUGCUCAUCCUGCUGCUGGCAGCUGCCUGGACUGGAAGCCAGGGGAUGUCCUUCCGCAGCUCCAGAGGCAGGUGCUGCUCCAAGGAAAAGCUCUACAGCAAGGAAACCCCGGGGCUCAGGAUCCAGGACUACCUGUACACGCCUCCCACCUGCCCCCACAGGGCUGUGCUAGUGAAGCUGCUGAAGGGGAUCUGGGUCUGUGCAGAUCCAGAGAAGAGAUGGUUCCAGGAGUACCUGAAGAAGCAGAAGAAGCCAAACAGCUCCUCCACGUGAAGCUGCCUUCCCCUAAAACUCUAUUUAUUUGUAUCCCCUCAUUCCCUGGGUGGUUUUGUGUCCCUUGUCCUGCUCCGUGCCCUCACACCCUCAGUAAAGUUCCUUGUG
Prinia subflava (tawny-flanked prinia) is the source of this 777-nucleotide messenger RNA. RefSeq names its product C-C motif chemokine 5-like. The record is from RefSeq and is a predicted model, not a curated record. Gene Ontology annotation, biological process: immune response. The coding region runs from base 379 to 669 and encodes 96 amino acids. Lineage: Eukaryota; Metazoa; Chordata; Aves; Passeriformes; Cisticolidae. Gene Ontology annotation, cellular component: extracellular region. Gene Ontology annotation, molecular function: chemokine activity. The transcript is spliced from 3 exons.